Prorocentrum cordatum is the source of this 633-nucleotide messenger RNA. NCBI's taxonomy places the organism in Eukaryota, Dinophyceae, Prorocentrales, Prorocentraceae. The record is from the annotation of a GenBank genome assembly.
AUGACGUCAGGCGCUGGAGGCGGGCCGCCGUGCGCUGCCCGUGAGCCGUGCGCCGCGGUCGCGCGGGCAGGCGGCGGCCGCCCCGCCCGUGGUGGCCGCGGACCCGACCUGCGCGCCCAUAACCGCCUCCGUCCACUUCGCGGCGAAGACCUGGCUUGUCGGCUCCGGCGAUUGCCUGCGCGCGCUGGAGGGUCACGGCGAUGUCGCGAGGCCCGCUGUGUCCUCGCCAGACGAGCUGGAGGUGCUGACCGCCUCCUACGAUGGCACGACGAAGAUCUGGCGUUUGAGCUCCUGCGAGUUCUUGCGCGCCCUGGGGGCUGCGCCUACGUUGCGGUUGCCGCCGUGCCGGUGCUGACCGCCUCAUACGAUGGCGCGGCGAAGAUUCGGCGCGUGGGCUCCAGCGUGUGCCUGCGCGCCCUGGAGUGCCACGGGAAUACCGCCAGGUCCGCCGCGUUCUCGCUGGGCCGGCUGGAGGUGCUGACCGCCUCCUACAAUGGCACGGCCAAGGUUUGGCAUAUGGUCUCCAGCGUGUGCCUGCGUGCCCUGGAGGGUCACGGCAGAGUCGCGAGGUGCGCCGCGUUUUCGCGGGAGGGGCUGGAGGUGCUGACCGUCUGGCGCGAUUGCUUGGUGUAG